UACUAUACAGUUUGCAUCUGUAGCCAGUUCAUCAUUUUUACAAGUUCAAGUAAAGUUCAAACAUUGUGUAGAUAAAAACAAAAUAUAAACGAUAUAAUACACUGAAAAUAAAAUGGGAAAUUCGGUUUUUAAACGUUUAUUUGCUGAUAAAAAUGUACGGAUAUUGAUAAUUGGACAUGAAGAUUCUGGACAAUCUUAUGUGCUGCAUAGUUUGAAGCUGGGUAAAGUAAGUUUAACUGUGGCGGGAGAAGGAGUUUUCGCAGAAGUAUUACGAUAUAAAAAUGUAGAAAUGACAGCUCUAGAUUUGGGUGGCAGAAUGUCAAUACGCCCAUUGUUACCACACUACUAUGCUACCAUACAGGGACUUGUAUUCGUUUUGGAUUGUUGUGGUUACAGAGUGGAUGAAACUAUAAAAGCAUAUUGCGAGAAGAUACAGGAAGAUGUUCUACCAAAUGAGGUACCUGUCCUUAUUCUCGCCAAUAAUCACGACGACUCGCGCGCAACUUCACUAGAUAAUAUCCGGGAACAAUUUGGGAAAGAAAAAUGCUUCAUUGAUAGACACUGGAAGGUCCAUGGUGUCAAUUUUUCUGAUAAAGAAGACAACGGAUUGUUUGAAGCGUUUGAUUGGCUCUCGGAUCAGAUGAUAACCAAUGAAAAACAAAAGAUGGCAUUGGAUAUAUUUGCUGGGACAAAUAACAACGGAACGACUGACACAUCUGACCAACAGCUCGGCGAUAAAGAAAAUAAGGGUUUUCUUUCAAAAUUCGUUGAGUCACUUAAAAAGACUCUUGUUUGUCGGCCAGUUAUUCGACAGUAACGAGGGUAAUACUAUCUAUGAAAUAGAAGAAACCAUGUAUGUAAAUCUAUUAAUUAUAUAAUAGAAAUAUCUGUAUAACAAAACAAAAGAUCCAAUUUCGGCGGAAUGACCAGAGAAUUGUUGAUUGGACAUUAUAUAUAUACGUACAUGUAUAUGAAAGGACAUUAGGUAUAUAAUAGUGUAAAAAUCAAAUUGCAAGUUAUAAAUAGUGUGUGUCUUCCACCA
Ruditapes philippinarum (Manila clam) is the source of this 1042-nucleotide messenger RNA. Its product is annotated as ADP-ribosylation factor 4-like. The transcript has 2 exons. The record is from RefSeq and is a predicted model, not a curated record. The coding region runs from base 113 to 817 and encodes 234 amino acids. Gene Ontology annotation, molecular function: GTP binding; GTPase activity. NCBI's taxonomy places the organism in Eukaryota, Metazoa, Mollusca, Bivalvia, Venerida, Veneridae. Gene Ontology annotation, biological process: intracellular protein transport; vesicle-mediated transport. Gene Ontology annotation, cellular component: cytoplasm.